AUGCCAUCAGAAGAGGGAUCGGUGGUACGAUGGCUGGUGUGUGGUGCAUCCGCUGGGUUGGCAGUUGACAUUGGAUUAUAUCCAUUGGAUACUAUCAAAUCAAGAAUGCAAUCGAAACAGGGAUUCAUUGCAGCUGGAGGCUUUAAAGAUAUUUAUAGAGGAAUGAGUUCAGUAUUAGUUGGAUCAGCUCCGGGAGCCGCUAUAUUCUUCCUCACUUACAAAUAUAUCAAUGGACAAAUGAAACGAUCGAUAGCAGGAAAAGAUGCUCUCGUUGAUGCAUUCUCUGCGAGUUUAGCUGAAAUUGCGGCUUGCGCUGUCCGAGUUCCGACGGAAUUGUGUAAGCAAAGAGGACAAGUGAACAAGAACACUCGAUUGACAUUAAUUUGCAAGGAGAUUAUGGAGUCGAAGGGUCUGAAAGGGUUCUAUCAGGGAUACGGUAGCACGGUGGCCAGGGAGAUUCCAUUCUCCAUUAUUCAAUUUCCGAUUUGGGAGGGAUUGAAGAGAAUGGUGGCCGACAAAAAGGAAUCCGGUCGAUGCAGUCCUCUUGAAGGAGCAGCAUGUGGAAGUGUCGCCGGAUGUAUUGCAGCUGGAUUGACGACACCUCUAGACGUGGCAAAAACACGAAUUAUGCUAACGAAAACCGGACCGACUCUUGGAAUUCUGACCACUCUGAAAGAGGUUUAUACAUCCGGUGGAAUCAAAGGUCUCUAUUCUGGAGUGGUGCCACGUGUCAUGUGGAUCUCCGGCGGUGGUUUCGUCUUCUUUGGAGCUUAUGAAACGGCUAUGCAUUUUACCAAAUUUUUAGAUUAG
Molecule: messenger RNA, 810 nt
Organism: Caenorhabditis remanei
Lineage: Eukaryota; Metazoa; Nematoda; Chromadorea; Rhabditida; Rhabditidae
Exons: 4
Coding region: 1-810 (269 amino acids)
Cellular component (GO): mitochondrial inner membrane
Molecular function (GO): S-adenosyl-L-methionine transmembrane transporter activity
Source: RefSeq, a predicted model, not a curated record